UCUUCUCUAUGAUUAACUAAUUAUUAGAAUUUGGAAGUUGUUUUGUUCAAACAUUAGGAAUGUGGCUUUAAAAAAAUCAGUACCAUGUUUCCCCUAAAAUAUGACUACCCUGAAAGUAAGCCCUCCCCUGAUUUUUUUUUGAGUGGGCCUAAUAUAAGGCCUACCCCAAAAAUAAGCCCUAGUGAAGGGAGUGGGCAUGGCCAGCCCAGAAGACAGCCCUUCCCUUCCCAGUCUAACUGCGGCCUGUGGAUCAGCUGAUCCAGCAAGGGCUGGGAGUUUUGUCUCUCCAGGUGCCUGGAGAUAUUUCUGGCGAUGUGGCAGAAAGCCAUGUGGCCCAUGGAAUCAGUCCCCCCCCCGCCUCUCCCUUGUGGCUGCUGCUUGAGAAAAGAACGAAAAGGGAUGUUACAGUUCAGAGCGGCUGCAGGAAGGUUUCGGGCUGCAUCUUUUGGGACAGUCUCACUGAUCAAUCAAUAACAAUGUCUGACAAACCAGAUAUGGCUGAAAUUGAAAAAUUUGAUAAAUCUAAGCUGAAAAAGAUAGAAACGCAAGAGAAAAACCCACUGCCUUCAAAAGAAACAAUUGAACAGUAGAAGCAAGCGGGUGAAUCGUAAUGAUUCGUAAUCGGGCCCUUCCAAAUUAUGCACUGUACAUUCCACAAGCAUUGCCUUCUUAUUUUACUUCAUUUAACUGUUUUAACUUUGUAAGAUGCAAAGAGUUGGAUAAAUUUAAAAUGAUUGUACUGCCCCUCUCACAUCCCCCCCCCCAAAAAAGAACAGAGCGCACUACUGACGCUGAAUGAAGGCACCUUCCUUUCCAUCUGCCUGUCCAGCUUCUGGUCCAAUAGCACAAAAGCUUGCAUGUUUCUUGAAAGAAGAUUCUAAGAGGGAUUACAGUAAUCUAGUAACACAUGAAUAUACACAAAGCUGUACCAGGGUCCUGCGAGCUGUAAAAUGCAUUUUAAUCGAGUGCCAUUUUUUUUGUUCAAAUAAUUUUAAUUAUUGGAAUGCAGGAUUUUUUUAAUAUGCAAAUAAAAUGUUUUAAAACCGGG
Messenger RNA from Pantherophis guttatus, 1048 nucleotides. The record is from RefSeq and is a predicted model, not a curated record. NCBI's taxonomy places the organism in Eukaryota, Metazoa, Chordata, Lepidosauria, Squamata, Colubridae.